Molecule: messenger RNA, 963 nt
Organism: Talaromyces proteolyticus
Lineage: Eukaryota; Fungi; Ascomycota; Eurotiomycetes; Eurotiales; Trichocomaceae
Product: putative U2 auxiliary factor small subunit
Exons: 2
Coding region: 121-750 (209 amino acids)
Biological process (GO): mRNA splicing, via spliceosome
Cellular component (GO): spliceosomal complex; U2AF complex
Molecular function (GO): metal ion binding; pre-mRNA 3'-splice site binding
Source: RefSeq, a predicted model, not a curated record
CUCCUGCACGCCUUCAUUAUCAUAUCAAUCUACACCACAUCACACCCUGGCUUGAAGUGCUUCUCUCAUCUGAAGCUCUAUAUUGCCUGCAUCACACGUACCUCUAAUACCACGCCUACAAUGGCCAACUACCUCGCCUCAAUCUUCGGCACCGAGCAGGACAAGGUCAACUGCUCAUUUUACUACAAAAUCGGAGCCUGUCGCCACGGCGAUCGCUGCUCUCGCAAACAUGUCAAGCCAUCAUACUCGCAGACCGUCCUGAUGCCCAACCUCUACCAGAAUCCAGCCUACGACCCGAAAAACAAAAUGAACCCGAGCCAAAUCCAGAACCAUUUCGACGCCUUCUACGAAGAUAUCUGGUGCGAGAUGUGCAAGUACGGCGAGAUCGAGGAAGUGGUGGUUUGCGAUAACAACAAUGACCAUCUGAUCGGCAAUGUCUACGCGCGCUUCAAAUACGAGGACUCGGCACAAGCAGCCUGCGACGCCCUAAACUCCCGAUGGUAUGCCGCGCGACCGGUCUACUGCGAACUGUCGCCCGUGACAGACUUUCGAGAAGCGUGUUGUCGGUUGAAUAGCGGCGAAGGGUGCGUCCGCGGCGGUUUCUGCAAUUUCAUUCACCGCAAAGAGCCCACCCCUGAAUUACAGCGCGAUUUAGACCUGUCGACGAAGAAGUGGCUCAAGGAGCGCGGGCGCGAUGAGCGCAGUAUGAGCCGGAGCCCCAGUCCAGAGCCGACUCGGCGGAGAUUCUAGCUUUGUAGCGACUAUUCUGGUUGACUCUGCAGGCUGAGGAUUGGUAAUUCAAAAGUCGGGGUUAUGUCGGAAGCACGGCGUUAUGUAGAUUAAUAUUUAAGAUGGUUUUAUUGUACCGUAAUUGGUAUAAUCUAAUGAUAUCCAAUUUGUCAUCAGUCAAAUUCAUAAUUCCGCUCGAUUUGAUAUAUACAUUGGACUGUCUCAGCUGACCGU